Paramuricea clavata is the source of this 1680-nucleotide messenger RNA. Lineage: Eukaryota; Metazoa; Cnidaria; Anthozoa; Malacalcyonacea; Plexauridae. The record is from the annotation of a GenBank genome assembly.
AUGACUUCCAUUGUUACGAGUAUCUUAAGCUCAACCGUAGGCUUGUUAUGGAACAAUGCUCGGGACUCGACUGCGGCUAAACUAAAGGACGGCGACGUUACGGAUGCAAAAAUUCGAGAGAUUGUCGUGAGAGAGUUGAACGACAUCAAGACAAAACUUGAUGGUCUUUCACGCAAAGAUCUGCUCAGCAGCUACCGCUUUCUGAAAGAAGGAGUAGAUUUCCUAAGUGUUUCUCUGGAUAAAUCAAAGCUGGAGCAGAAAGCUGUGAUGAACCCAACCCAACAAGAGCGAGGUGAAACAUCAAAAAUGUCGGACGAUGUCGAGUUUGGGAUCUUAAGCGCAGCUUUAGAACUUUCCCAAGCUAUGGGAAAGAUGAAAAUCCACUCUGAUAGAGAGUUUGAAUCCGCUAAAGAUAGAUUUAAAUAUGCCCGUAUAAGAGCAACCGAUGCUUUCUGCAAUGAGGCAUUAAACAUAAACGAUAGAAUCUUUGCCGCCAAAUUACGUAUUGCUUCUGAGAUACUGGAAUGUCUCGAUAGUCCUCAAACGGCCAUCACUGGGUGUCUGUCGUUUCUUCAAGAUUUACAUAGCUUACCAGCUAUCCGUGAGAUGUUCUCUGUUUAUCUCAAUGGCGGAAUCAAAUCGUUGUUGGGUAAAGUCGAACGUGUAGAAAACGUAAAAUCUGUGAUGCUGAUCAACUAUAUUUUGUUUAAUCUUAAUUUCAAAUUCAGUGGGACAUUUACUGACAGGGUAACAUGGACUGGCAUAAUUGAACUUACUGAUCGCAGUUUUAACCCGAUAUUAGAUUGGCAAGAGGUUUCGACAAGAAAGUCGAUGGGCGAUGAAUUGAGUCAAUCUCCCAAGCAGCUAAUACUUGAUUGCAAAAUAUAUCCGCGUUUAUCUGCUGUGGACAGUCAUGGGAAUGUGGUUAUUGGUGAGUUUGUGGGAGAUAAUAACAUCAAAGUGAUUUCGAGAACGACAGCAGAAAACAAGUUGGUCAAAUUACCAAAUUCUGAAGAAGGUAAAGUUUUCGACCAAGGUAUCGCAGGACUCGCUGUUGAUAAGAAUAACAACGUUUAUGUUGUUAGAUGGCUUAAAACACGUACAGAAAAUAGCGACGUGGAAAGUUACGUGCUGAAUGUGCUGGAUGAGAAUUAUAAUGUGAAACACGAUGCCAGAUUUGAUUUCUUUCAGGUUACAAGCCCAGGUCUAGAUGUGGUGUGGAUCACUAUAAACAGAAGCAAUAAUAUCAUCAUGUUCAAAGUCCGUGAUCUCCAUAUCUAUGUCUGUGACAACGUGGGACAAUUGAAACACAAGUUUGAACCAAACACCAUUGGCGUAACCAGGUUGGGUAUUUCAAAUAAAGAUGAAAUCAUGAUAUCCUCAAGUGAUAGCACGGCUGUUAACUUCUACUCCGAGGAAGGAAAUCUGAAGUCGACAACAACACUACCAGAAGGUCACACGGUUCAUGGGGUGGCAUUUCACUAUGUCAUUCGUAAAAUAAUUGUGUUAACUUAUGUCAAGGAAGAAUGUUCAUGUUUCCUUCUUUGUUACACUGAAACAGGGGAACUGGAGACCUCGACGAUCUUUUGCAAGCGCAGUAUCGAACUGUUGCCAUCCAUCACAUCUCAUCCAAGUGGUGCUGUUGCUGUCGUAAGAGAGGACUACAUCACGUUCAUCUAA